This is a messenger RNA of Chaetura pelagica (chimney swift), 351 nucleotides long. It is a transcript of the gene TLDC2, whose product is annotated as TBC/LysM-associated domain containing 2. Gene Ontology annotation, cellular component: nucleus. Bases 1 to 351 code for a protein of 116 amino acids. The record is from RefSeq and is a predicted model, not a curated record. Gene Ontology annotation, biological process: response to oxidative stress. Lineage: Eukaryota; Metazoa; Chordata; Aves; Apodiformes; Apodidae. The transcript has 4 exons.
AUGAAUGACCUCUUGGAAGGAGGACCUCUGAAGCUGCUGCCACAGGCCUUUGGUGCCUUCUCUGCCGCCGCCUUUCAGUGCAGCAGGGGCUUCUACGGGACGGGAGAGACCUUCCUGUUCUCCUUCUCCCCGGAGCUGAAGGUGUUCAGGUGGACAGGCAGGAACAACUUCUUUGUGAAAGGGGAUGUGGACCUGCUGAUGGUUGGUGGGGGCAGUGGCAGGUCUGGGCUGUGGCUGGAUGGAGACCUGCACCACGGGGGCAGCCGCCCCUGCGACACCUUCGACAACGAGACCCUCUCGCCGCGGGAGGAAUUCCGGGUCCAGGAGCUGGAAGUGUGGGGCCUGGCCUGA